AAGAACCCACGAAAAAGAAUUGCAAUCACAAGCUAUCACACUGGCUUUACCUUCUCCCUCUAGAAGGAAGCUUUUUCCUCUUUUGUUCGCCGGAGCCCGCCGCAUUCUCCGGCCGCAAUCCGCCAUGGGUUCGACCGUCUCCGAUGCGUUUCAGUUCUACUUCAUAUGCGUUUCUCUCCUUCUUUUCUUUGGAAUUUCCUCUGCGUCGCCGGAAUAUUCGAAGCCUCGCCUGUCGUCUCCUUCCGCGAAUUCCUCUGGCCAGAUUAACUCCAACUCGGUUCUCGUGGCUUUACUGGACUCGCAUUAUACUGAGCUUGCGGAGCUGAUUGAGAAGGCUUUGCUGUUGCAGAAUCUAGAAGAUGCUGUUGGAAAUCAUAAUUUGACUAUUUUUGCGCCGCGAAAUGAAGCUUUGGAGCGCGAUCUUGACCCUGAGUUCAAGCGGUUUCUUCUCGAGCCGCGGAAUUUGAAGUCGCUUCAGACGCUGUUGAAGUUUCAUGUCAUUCCGUCUCGGAUUGGAUCGGGCGAGUGGCCGAGGAAUGCGGAGUCGAUUCGUCACCAGACGCUUUCCAAUCAUGUCCUCCGAUUGACUCACCACCGCACGGGAGAACGAACCGUCGAUCUCGCUAAGGUUAUUCAAGCCGACGCCAUUACUCGGCCCGACGGCGUCAUCCACGGGAUCGAGAGGCUGCUCAUUCCUCGGUCCGUACAGGAUGAUUUCAACCGCCGACGGAAUCUUCAGGCAAUAACCGCCGUGAAACCGGAAGGAGCACCAGAAGUCGAUCCGAGGACUCACCGUUUGAAGAAGCCGGCUCCACCAGCCGAACCGGGCUCUCCCCCGGCCCUACCGAUAUACGACGCAUUGGCUCCAGGUCCGUCGCUGGCUCCGGCUCCCGCGCCGGGACCAGGCGGUCCUCACCACCACUUCAACGGGGAGCGGCAAGUGAAAGAUUUCAUUCACACUCUUCUACACUACGGCGGUUACAACGAAAUGGCGGACAUAUUAGUGAAUCUAACGUCCUUAGCCACGGAAAUGGGGCGGUUAGUUUCAGAGGGCUAUGUGUUGACCGUUUUGGCGCCGAACGACGAGGCGAUGGCGAAACUGACGACGGACCAACUGAGCGAGCCUGGGGCACCGGAACAAAUCAUGUACUACCAUUUGAUUCCAGAGUAUCAGACGGAGGAGAGUAUGUACAAUGCGGUUCGCCGAUUUGGAAAAGUCCGAUACGACACUUUAAGACUGCCGCAUAAAGUGGUUGCGCAAGAGGCCGACGGUUCAGUCAAGUUUGGACAGGGAGAUGGCUCGGCAUACUUGUUCGACCCUGACAUUUACACCGACGGCCGUAUCUCAGUGCAGGGGAUUGACGGAGUUCUGUUCCCGCUGGAGGAAACGGAAGCGAAACUGUCGGCAAAAACAGUUCAACACGUGAAGGUAGUGGCCAAGCCAAGGAGAGGGAAGUUGCUUGAAGUGGCAUGUCGGAUGCUAGGCUAUGUGCCAGCAAGGACACUGAACCUCUAA
Cucurbita pepo subsp. pepo (vegetable marrow) is the source of this 1516-nucleotide messenger RNA. RefSeq names its product fasciclin-like arabinogalactan protein 17. The record is from RefSeq and is a predicted model, not a curated record. Lineage: Eukaryota; Viridiplantae; Streptophyta; Magnoliopsida; Cucurbitales; Cucurbitaceae.